CUUCCCUCCCUCCUCCUUUAACCAUGGCAACGGGGCCAUGGAGCGGGGGUUUCGGCGCGGAGCGGCACUGGUGGCGGCGUGGAGGAGCCUGUGGGAGCGUGGUGGCCUGGCUCGGUUCCGCCCUCAGUGCAGGACUGGCUGUGGGGCAUGCAGGGUACAAGGGACCAGGCCCUUCUCUCUGUCUGCUGCUGCCAGUGCUGUUUUGGGACUGGGCAGUUGGGGAGGUGACAGUGGGAAGCAGAAACUCACCCUGCAGGAUGUGGCGGGGCUCAUUCGGAAGAAGGAGUGUCGUCGAGUAGUAGUGAUGGCCGGUGCUGGGAUUAGCACCCCCAGUGGGAUCCCAGACUUCAGGUCCCCAGGAAGCGGCCUCUAUAGUAACCUUGAGCAGUACAACAUCCCUUAUCCCGAAGCCAUCUUUGAACUGGCCUAUUUCUUCAUCAACCCCAAGCCAUUUUUCACUUUGGCCAAGGAGCUCUACCCUGGCAAUUAUAGACCCAACUAUGCCCACUAUUUCCUGAGACUUCUGCAUGACAAAGGGCUCCUUCUGCGUCUCUAUACUCAGAAUAUUGAUGGGCUGGAGCGAGUUGCUGGGAUCCCUCCUGAUAGACUGGUGGAAGCCCAUGGCACCUUUGCUACUGCCACGUGCACAGUCUGUCGGAGGAAAUUCCCAGGAGAGGACUUCAGGGGAGACGUUAUGGCAGACAAGGUCCCUCACUGUCGCGUCUGCACUGGAAUCAUCAAGCCUGACAUUGUGUUCUUUGGCGAGGAGCUCCCGCAGCGCUUCUUCCUGCACUUGACAGACUUCCCCAUGGCAGACCUGCUUUUUGUCAUCGGAACAUCCCUGGAGGUGGAGCCCUUUGCCAGCCUGGCAGGAGCUGUUCGCAACUCCAUUCCCCGGGUCCUCAUCAACCGAGAUCUUGUAGGACCGUUUGCCUGGCAGCAACGUUAUAAUGACAUAGCCCAGCUGGAGGAUGUGGUCACUGGGGUCAAGAAGCUCGUGGAAUUGCUGGAUUGGAACGAAGAGAUGCAAACACUAAUUCAGAAAGAAAAAGAAAAGGUGGGAAGGAGCUCAGUGCCCCAUCUCCUUCUCUUGGCCUCCAUUCCUGGUGCUUGAGUUAUCUUGGGGAGACGCAAGCAUUGCUUGCUGGGAUUAGAGACUUGCACCACAGGCUUUGCCACACUCACAGUCAACAUUCAGAGAAAACCAGGGAAAAGUGCAGGAGGGUUAAAAAAGCAAACAGCAGUGGUAUUUUGCAAUGAGGGCAGGCACAGUGCCACAGAGCAGACUGCUGUGUUGUUAAAUGUUUCAGUGGGGCAGAAGGGGAGGACAGAGCUGCCAGCCUCAGAGGAAACAGGAAAAAUGUGGAAAAUGCCAAGCUCAGGGUUGAGCAUGACUGCUUUAAGGCAUUGUCAAGCAGUGAGAUGUUUGAUUACUGAAAAGCUUUCUGUGGUUUUCAGCUGCUUAUUUAUUUAUUCCCAAAUGGAACACACCAUAUAGAUUUAAGGACAGUAGCCUGGAGUCACAGACCAAAAAAAAAAAGUUAUCUUAAUCCAGUCCAAUCUUGUAAGGCAGUAGAGAGCUUGGUUUUUAUAGUGCUUUGCCCUGCCUGUGAGCCUGAGAUGCUGUUAAUGCCACCUGCUGCAUUAAUGCGAGUAACUGCUCAACUAAACAGGGAGCCAAGCAUCACCUCAGCUGAGUUUUCCUCUUUCAGUACAUUCUUUGCUUUAGUUGCAUUUGGUUUCAUUUAAUGCUUGUGCUGUUCUAAGCCACAGAUGGAUGGAUAAAGCUAGUGCAAGUGUUGCAAAGCAUGAAAAAACCUGCUUGCUCUGGGAUUUUGGUGCUAGCAACAUCACUGACUGAGCUAGUGGGGGGUGGGAGAUUUGAAACACCCAAGCAAAUACUGUAAUCUUUAUUUUUAGCUGGAUUCAAAAGACUAAUAGGACAACUGGCUCCCUGCUGCUGGAAAGCAGUGUUCAUCCUGAAGGAGAAGAGAUGUUGUCAUGCCCAGCAUGAGCAAAGAAAGUGGCAAUGGCAGGGGGCUGUGGAAGAGUUCAUCCAGGUCUGCAGCAGCAAAUCUACAUAGGACUGGCACUUAGGGAAAAGGAGGAUGCUCAUGGCUCAUUACAGCCAGCCUGGAAGCAGUGAGACCCUGUCAUCCAUGAAGGAAGGGAAGCCGAAAGGAGCACAGCCCCACUGCCAAGUUGCAGUUUCCACACGUGAAGGCUUUUCUAUCUGAGAUUUCAAAACAGUUGAUGUAGCCACCGAAGGUUGUUCCUCCUCACCUCAUUUCAGCACCCAUUAGGAGACACUUUACUCUUGUGUGGCCCUGGCUCUGUCAAAGCACCAUUUGACAAUGUCCAGCCAUGAGUUUCACCAGCAUGUCAGAUGAGAUGUGCUCGUGCACAGCUCCUCCACAGAUACUUUUUUCUUAGUCACGAACUGCUAGCUGCUGCAGACUGGUAAUGUUUAGUCUUUGGAUGAAACCUGCUGAUCAGGAGAUGAUUGCUGUUAAUGUACUGUUAAUGUACCUGUUCCUGUUCAGAAAGGCCAGCUCAACUGCUGGAAAUUUUCAGUGUAGUGGUGAUUAUUAAUAAUAAAGAGUUACAGCUAUUUUCCUGAUGCCAGCAGAGUGUUUUUUCUGU
This is a messenger RNA of Phasianus colchicus (ring-necked pheasant), 2643 nucleotides long. RefSeq names its product sirtuin 3 (gene SIRT3). Gene Ontology annotation, cellular component: nucleus. NCBI's taxonomy places the organism in Eukaryota, Metazoa, Chordata, Aves, Galliformes, Phasianidae. Gene Ontology annotation, molecular function: histone deacetylase activity, NAD-dependent; NAD+ binding. The record is from RefSeq and is a predicted model, not a curated record.